Molecule: messenger RNA, 474 nt
Organism: Solanum stenotomum
Lineage: Eukaryota; Viridiplantae; Streptophyta; Magnoliopsida; Solanales; Solanaceae
Exons: 4
Coding region: 1-474 (157 amino acids)
Source: RefSeq, a predicted model, not a curated record
AUGCAGACGCAGAUAAUCAUGCCUCCACGGAGAGCAGUCAGAGGUCGUCUAGCUAGGAGAAAUGUUGAAGAGCAAUACACUACUGAGGAUCUAGAAAACUUCAUUGAGGAACUGAAAAAGGUAUUCGACGUGAUGCAUGUUGCUGAUACUGAGAGAGUUGAGCUAGCUGCAUACCAGAUAAAGAAUGUUGCUAGGACCUGGUUUGAUCAGUGGAAAGGGGAAUCUCUAAGUGUUCAUAAAUAUGGGUUAAAGUUCACCCAACUAUCCCGUUAUGCUCCAGAGAUGGUUAACGACAUGAGAAGUAGAAUGAGCUUAUUCGUUGCUGGGUUGGCCCGUCUAUCAAGAAAAGAGGGCCAGACAAUAAUGCUUAUUGGGGACAUGGACAUUUCGAGAUUGAUGGUCUAUGUUCAGCAGGUAGAGGAAAAGAAGCUUAAAGAUAGAGAGGAGUUCAAGAAUAAGAAAGUAAAGACAUGA